ACGUGUACCCCACCCAGCACACUAUGGAAAGGGGCGGAGUGAUGAGGGACGAGUGGCAGUGGUCCCCACAGUGCCGACAACCAUCGCAGCCCAUGCAUGGCGGGUUGUCCGCUCCCUCGCCCAUGUCGGUGACGCGGUCUGCUGCCGAGCCCUCACCUUUGAUGGCAGAUGUGCAAGGAGAGGAUAUGGAUGCGGGGUGGCCUGUCCACAGUGCAACUUCAUCGCCUGCCGGCUUGCAAGGUUGUUCCUUUGGUGGCGAGGAAGAUGACUUGGUUGGCAACGAUGAAGUUGAAGGUGAUGGCGGUGACAUUGAUGGGCAAAACUCUGACAACGCGCAGGAGGAUAGGGACAGUGCUACUGUUGGCCAGAGAGAUGGGGCCGAGAAUGUGCCACUAGGCUUUGAGAAAGCUCUGUGGGAAGCGAUGGAGUGGAAACUCAAUCGGCCAUCCAUCAAGUGUGACAAGACGCUGGCGUCCGAGAACUUGCCAGGUAAUGCGGGGGGGAAUUCAACGAGCGGCGGUCCAGCACAGCCGCCGUUGGGGAGGAGCGCUUCCGACGGCAAAGCAACAGAGGAUUCGGACCAAGCAGCGAAGACCCGGAGGGCGAACACCGGCAAAACCAGGAUGGACAACACGAUCAGCGGUGGGCCAGCAUUGGGUAGGGUGAUGGAGGACGCGACACGGUCGUACGGCGAGGGUUUGGAUAAGGCCGCUGCCACUCUGGCGAAGGCAACGUCAGAGGCAGGCUCGGCGAUUGCGGCGAAGAUCGGUGAUGUGGCAGAUGCCAUGCGUGGCGGGAACACUGUCCUUGAGAUGCUCGUGGGGGUUCUCGUGAGGCGCGGAGGUGGGGGGAACAGUGUGGUCGACAGGAAAGAGGUUGUCGUGCAGGAGACCCGGUUGGAAUGGGGAACGGGGCGCCAUCGAAACAUGGAUUGGGGACCCAUUGUCAUCAACGAGCACACGCACGUUUACUACUCGCUUGUUAAUGGCCUCCUCGCGAUGAGGAUGGUGGCCGGGUUAGGGUACGAGCGGGAUGGCAGCCUUGCGGAGGUCGUCUUGUUCGUGAAGAGGUUGUCGAAUGUUGUGCCGGACUCGUGGCUUGGCCCGUGCCCUGAUGUCGUCGGGGACAUCGUCCGCUAUCUAGUCUCCGCCAUCGCCGAAGAGCACGUGGGGACCAGUAGCAACAACGCGUGCUAUGUGGCGCACAUGGAGCCUCCACUUCGGGAGAGAGGCUACCUGCAUGGGGCGGUCCAGUUUUGGUGCUCGGAGGAUGACCUCAGGGCUGCGUGUAGCAGGUGGUAGCCCGCCUUCCAGAGAGAGAGAGAGAGAGAGAGAGAGAGAGAGAGAGAGAAAUUGGCGGUGGAGGACAUGUUUGCACGUGGGCGACGAUGACCGGAUAACGCUUGACCCGCCGCGAUGGCCACAUGUGGGCCGUUUUUUUUUGUCGUCAUGAGGGUUGGACGCAGCAUUAAUGCUGCGUCGUUGAACAAUUACAUUCCAAUUC
Chara braunii is the source of this 1503-nucleotide messenger RNA. Lineage: Eukaryota; Viridiplantae; Streptophyta; Charophyceae; Charales; Characeae. The record is from the annotation of a GenBank genome assembly.